GGGUUUAAUUUCAAUUGGUAGCAAUGGCGUCUCCAACAAUUGUCUUCAUUUCUGGCGCAAACCAGGGUCUCGGCUACGAAACAGCCAAGAACCUGCUGCUGUCCGACAACUACCACAUCAUCAUCAGCAGCCGGGAUCUCUCGCGGGCCAACCAAGCCGCCGCCACCCUGCAAUCCCUCCCCGGGAACAAGGGCACCGUGUCGACGAUCGAGCUGGACGUCGCGGACGACCGAUCCGUCGACGCCGCAAAGGCCCUCAUCGAGUCUAAAUACGACCGCAUCGACAUCCUCGUCAACAAUGCCGGCGUCUACUUCCUCGACCGGCUGCCUGCGCGGGACACGCUGCGGGACUCGCUGGCCACCAACGUCGUCGGCGCCGUGAGCUUGACCGAGGCGUUGCUGCCGGUGCUGCGGAAGUCGAAGGAUCCAAGGCUGGUGUUUGUGAGCUCCUCGAUGGGGUCGCUGCAGCAUAAUUUGGACCCGGAGUCGCCGCACGGUGGCACCUCGGCGUCCGAGUAUCGGAUCACCAAGGCGGCGCUGAAUAUGGUCAUGGUGCAGUACCAUAUGAAGCUGUCUGAUGUCAAGGUUCUGGGUGCGGAUCCUGGGUUCUGCGCGACAGAAAUCGGCGACGAUUCGGAAGGGUUCAGGAAAAUGGGCGCCAUGGAGCCGUAUCAGGGCGCGGAGUUUAUCGCGGCAGUCGCCAGAGGGGAUAAGGAUGAUCAGCGCGGCCGCGUUCACGGUCCGAAGGGCGUUGUGUUGUGGUAGAUGUCUGUCCUGACUUCCAAGACUAUAGAGGCUGUUUUCGAUUGAUAUACAUAGACUGGCUGCUGUGCCAGCAUAUCAGGG
Molecule: messenger RNA, 845 nt
Organism: Aspergillus steynii IBT 23096
Lineage: Eukaryota; Fungi; Ascomycota; Eurotiomycetes; Eurotiales; Aspergillaceae
Product: NAD(P)-binding protein
Exons: 2
Coding region: 24-764 (246 amino acids)
Molecular function (GO): oxidoreductase activity, acting on the CH-OH group of donors, NAD or NADP as acceptor
Source: RefSeq, a predicted model, not a curated record